AGGAAGGAAUGACGAAUAAGAGAGAUCGUACGCGUUGUGAUCGCUCGAUGAAAACAGUUAGAGAGGAACUAGCUAGUAAUCCAGAGAUCCGAACGUCGAUGGAGAGACCGCAGACCUGCAAUUUACUCUUGCUGCUAGUGUUGUUCCUUCUUGUCUCGGAUGAGUUUGUUUUGGGAGCUCAUGCGAGUCUCUCCAGUACGUCAAUGGCUAAUGCCCAUCCAAAGGCAGCAAAUUCAAGCCGGAAUUAUUACCUUAGACGAAGCCAAUUUCCCAAAGGUUUCCUGUUUGGGGCAGCCACAUCAGCUUACCAACAUGAAGGUGCGACAUGGGAAGAUGGUAGACGUCCUAGUAUAUGGGAUGCUUAUGCUCAUGCUAAUCCAGGUAAAAUUAAAGAUGGAAGCACGGGCGAUGUGGGUUCCGACUCCUACCAUCUAUACAAGGAUGAUAUAGCCCUUGCAAAAUCACUGGGCCUGAAUACUUUCAGAUUUUCACUCUCCUGGUCCAGAAUACUGCCCAGAGGUAAGCUCAGUGGAGGCAUCAACCAAAAAGGGCUCCAACAUUAUAACAACGUCAUCAAUGAGAUCCUAGCACAAGGACUUACGCCAUUUUUGUCACUAGUCCAUAUGGAUAGUCCUCAAUGUUUGGAUGAUGAAUACGGUGGCUUUUUAAGCAAUCGAAUCGUGACCGACUUUCGAGAUUAUGUCGAUUUGUGCUUCAAGGAGUACGGCGACCGUGUCAAGUAUUGGAUCACAAUAAACGAGCCAUUUACCGUCGCUAAAGGCGGCUAUUACGCCGGUGACCUAGCCCCCGGCCGGUGCACCAGCCACGGCAACUUUACCUGCGACGAGGGAGAGUCGGGUACCGAGCCCUACUUCGUUGGCCACAACCUGCUCCUUGCUCAUGCAACGGCGGUCCAAUUGUACAAGCAGAAAUAUCAGGCAACUCAGAAAGGUUUUAUUGGAAUGGCGAUGAAUGUGGAUUGGUACGUCCCUAUGACCUCGAGUGGACGGGAUAAAAGUGCCGCGAGAGAUGCCCUUGACUACAACUUCGGUUGGUUCAUGGAGCCACUAUACCGUGGUGAUUAUCCAGAGAGCAUGAAACAAUAUGUCGGCGGUCGGCUCCCAAGAUUCUCUAAGCAACAAUCGAAAUUGAUAAGAAACUCAUUCGAUUUCAUCGGCAUCAACUAUUACACGGCUCGAUAUGUAAAGGCCCUCGACUUAUCUGCUAACCGUCACCUCGUUCUCCCUGAGUCGCAUGCCGCAGUUACCCUGAUAGAUGACAAAGGGAAACCAAUCGGUCCUCUGACAGCCGCCGAAUGGAUGGCCAUUUAUCCAAGAGGGCUUUGUGAUCUCUUGCUCCACAUAAAGAACACGUAUCAGAAUCCUCUUAUCUAUAUCACAGAAAAUGGAGUUCCUGAUGCUGGGAACUACACGUACCCACCACUUGUAGCUCCACCAAACGAUAACCUAAGAGCUUCAUCUAUUCGAGAUCAUCUCUCCUUCCUUAGAAGGGCCAUGAGAAUGGGAGUCAAUGUGAAGGGCUACAUCGUUUGGUCUUUGCUUGAUGGGUUCGAGUUGGGUGAAGGUUACAAAACCAAGUUCGGAUUGUUCUAUGUUGAUGUUAAGGAUCCUUCCGUCAGAAUCCCAAAAAUGUCAGCAAUCUGGUAUCGGAAGUUCCUUACGGGACAUUAAUCAGAUUGAUUGGAUUAGUAGUUUUGAUUAGUACUAAUCGGAUACUAAUAGAGAGGCUUGGAAAUAGGAUGGAUGUUAUUAAUAACAUGGAUACUGCGACAUGAACGAGUAGGUUUCUUUUGCUUUUUUUUUUCUUCCAUAAAACUGUACAAUUACACAACGUACCGAUCUUUAUACCGUUAUUUAUUUUGGGUGCGGCUAACACUCAAGAAAGUUAUAAAGUAAGG
Linum trigynum is the source of this 1918-nucleotide messenger RNA. Lineage: Eukaryota; Viridiplantae; Streptophyta; Magnoliopsida; Malpighiales; Linaceae. The record is from the annotation of a GenBank genome assembly.